This is a messenger RNA of Cicer arietinum (chickpea), 622 nucleotides long. RefSeq lists its product as uncharacterized. Gene Ontology annotation, cellular component: mitochondrion. The record is from RefSeq and is a predicted model, not a curated record. Lineage: Eukaryota; Viridiplantae; Streptophyta; Magnoliopsida; Fabales; Fabaceae.
AAAAAGAAGAGAUCCCAAUUCCAGUAACUAACCAACAUAAAAGACAAUAGACGGUGUUGCGCUAACAAAAAGAAAAUGAGAAAAUAUAACGGUGUUGCUUGUUAAAAUUGAUUGCAGUCGGUGAGUUAGCGAGACUAUCGUCAUCACAUAGAAAACGGACUGAUGAUUUUGCUUUUUUACUCUAUCCUCUGUGACGGAAUUGCUUCUCUCCAAUCUCCAAGUACAGUUUCUCCAUGGAUCUACAGGAUUUCCUUAUUCGUGCUCGAGUAUUCAAGCUUUACAGGCAAGCUUUGAGAGUUGCCGGUCGAGCACCUCCUCCUGCUAGAGGUGAACUGAGGCAAACAAUUAGACAAGAGAUGGAAAAUAAUCGAAACUGCAAUGACAAGCAAAUGAUCCGUUACUUGAUUAGUGAAGGAUUGGACAAAUUGAAACGACUCGAUGAAAUGCUUGAUAUGCAAGGUCACUGACCCAAUUAUAUAUUGUGUAUCUCUUUGUAAUAACAUCAAAUCUCUAUUCCAUAUAAGAACCUGAUUUAAUUUAUGUUUUUCUUUUGAAGGAUCUGUAAUUCCUGUUAACUGCCAUUUCCAAGUGAAAAAUGAAUUCUACAAUUCCUUAGAUAAAA